AUGGUGGAUCAGAAAAGGUACGAAACCGAGAGUCUGAAAGGUAGAUCUAGUACUAACGUCAGAACCAACAGAAAGGAUCUUUAUGAUCUGGAGGUGGAAAGUGACCACGAGCCCGUGGUAUUGCCCGACAUGGAGUUUGAGCUCAUAGAUGUGGAAGAGAAACAAGAUAUUCAAGAACCUCUGGAAGCUCCUCCUGACGAGCCCGAAGAAUUUGCUUUCCCUCUUUUUUCAGCUCCAUCCACCGAGGUCAUGACGGUGACGAUGAGAGAGGAUGAGGACGAGGAGGAGAUCAAUAAUGAAAGACCAGAGUCCUACUACCGAGCGGUUUAUACCACCGAGGAAAAGGAGCAAAUAAAGUUUGCCGCCGUAGAUGCCUCGUUUGUGAUCGAAUGGUCACAGGCAGUUUUUCCUGAUCCAGAUGCGCCCAAGAUGGUGAAUCUCAGACAGCACAACGAGGACGUAGCCAGAGAGCUACAACGUAACCGCAAGCGCAGACCUGGAAAGAAGAAGCGUGAAAGUGCCAUAGUGUGUCGUGAGAGAAGGAAGGCCAGAGAGCAGGAGGUCCGCAAGCUUCGAAAGGAACAAGAAGCUCGUGAGAAGAAGAAGAAGUUCAAGAAGUGGGUUCCUGGAAAGAGCAAUGUGAAGGCUCCUUCGAAGCCAAAGUACAGAACGGAGUAA
Messenger RNA from Candidozyma duobushaemuli, 678 nucleotides. RefSeq lists its product as uncharacterized. NCBI's taxonomy places the organism in Eukaryota, Fungi, Ascomycota, Pichiomycetes, Serinales, Metschnikowiaceae. The transcript has a single exon. Bases 1 to 678 code for a protein of 225 amino acids. The record is from RefSeq and is a predicted model, not a curated record.